AUGGGCUCUAAUGACUCCCGCAUAGAGUAUCGCAUUGCGUCCCUCGUUCACUCGCACUUCAAUGCUCUUCCUCAACGGUGUAAGCCAACCAUCCGCCCAAAUGGAACACCGGAAUGGAUCCCCUUGAGUGGAAUUGUGCUCGUGACGAGUAAAACACCUGCUAAUAUAUUCAAAGGGGAGGAUACCGCUGAGGAAUCUCUGACCUGUGUUGCUCUUGCAACGGGCGCGAAAUGCCUUUCGUCGUCUCAAAUUCACCUUUGCCAGGGACUUGUGCUUCAUGACAGUCAUGCUGAGAUCCUUGCGCUCCGUGCUUUCAACCGAUGGCUCCUUGAGGAGUGUAAAUCGAUGUUGACGCACAGUCAGGAGCUUAGUUCUCGCGAUAAAGAAGGAAUCGGCUGUCAGCUUCGGAAUGAUGGCAACGGCCAGAUCUCCCCGUUUCUGGAGUGGAGGGUUUCCAGGCUCGAGUCUACGAGUGCCAUUCCUGGCAACCAUGCAAAGGAACUUCUAUGGCCGCCUUUCAAAUUGAAAGAAAAUAUCAGGAUAUGGAUGUAUUGUACUUGCGCCCCUUGCGGAGAUGCCAGUAUGGAAUUAUGCAUGGCAGCCCAAGAUGAUCCCACUCCGUGGGACGUUCGCGCCCUUGACGACGCAGCCACUGAAAUUGAAUCCGACCUUACGAAAGGUCUCCUAGACGGCCGUGCGCACUUCUCGGUGCUAGGCGCCGUUCGCCGUAAACCAUCUCGUGCUGAUGCAGAGCCGACGCUAAGCAAAUCUUGUUCAGACAAACUUGCCGCGAAGCAAAUCACAUCAUUGCUCUCUUUUCCAGCGAGUCUACUUAUCGCACCAUCUCCUAAUGCAUAUCUGGCCAACCUCAUUCUUCCGGAAGAUGAAAUCAGCCAGGUUGCCUGUGAGCGAUCAUUCGGGAAUGGGCAAACCGGCCGUCUUCGAGAGCUUAAUGGCCGAAAAUGGCAGGAUUUUGGAGCGUCUGCUCGUUUGGACAGUUAUUAUGCCUUCUUUCCGUUCACUGUUCGGUCAUUACCAAUGGAACAGCUGAGUGCCCUCUGGCAUUUUUCCAAAUCAAAAGACGCCGGUUUGCCAGCUAGUAAAUCAUCCAACAAGUCUGCAGUCUGGACAGCAGCUUCAUCUUUUGGCGCCAAGCCGGCUUAUACCUCGUUUCGCCAGAAGCAGUCGACAGGUCGGGCUUCCAAGUCGAUUCCGAAAACGUUUCCUACCAAUAUUAUUGAGACCAUUUUAAAUGGUGUAAAGCAAGGAUAUCGGAUCACCUCUCCAGAUGCGCGCAAGGCCAGUGCUUUAUCACGAGCUAAGAUGUGUGAAUUGCUUUGUGAUAUUGUUAAACUUCUGCCAGAAGUGAGCGUCGGCUAUUACCAAAGUAAGGACGGAUGUCCCGUUAACGAGAAUGAAGCCAGCCGUAAAAGGUUGGAUGAUAGGUCUGAGAUGGGGGAGCGGUUUGCACACCUGAAAGAAUGCGUCGUCUCCUCACCCACGUACUUCUUAAUGAAGCGCAAUGCCGAAGGAGCAAGGCUAUUGCAUUUGCGAAAGCAAGCUCUGGAAGAUGUCCGACAAACCCUAGGCAAUUGGAUUGAAAAUAGAGGUGAUGAACAGUGGACAUUGGGGCCAGCCAAAGAUAAAAAUGUGUGA
Messenger RNA from Coccidioides posadasii C735 delta SOWgp, 1656 nucleotides. The record is from RefSeq and is a predicted model, not a curated record. NCBI's taxonomy places the organism in Eukaryota, Fungi, Ascomycota, Eurotiomycetes, Onygenales, Onygenaceae.